Messenger RNA from Lolium rigidum, 174 nucleotides. RefSeq lists its product as uncharacterized. The record is from RefSeq and is a predicted model, not a curated record. Bases 1 to 174 code for a protein of 57 amino acids. The transcript has 4 exons. NCBI's taxonomy places the organism in Eukaryota, Viridiplantae, Streptophyta, Magnoliopsida, Poales, Poaceae.
AUGGAACCAAAGCAUUCUGCUCAAAUGUCCAGGCAUUUGGACAAGCAAAAUGAUGCCCUAAUGGAAACAUACCCAGCAAUGUCCCAUGAGUUGCAUAAACUACAAGUUGAAGAGGAAACAAUCAUGCAGAAGUUAUAUGAGCUGAUGUCUGUGGAAGGUUCCAAAGUACAAUAG